AUGCCGGGACUGUACACGCUCUGUGGAGCUGGAGACCCCAAGUCACGCAAUGGGAUCGCCAUCCAUAUUUACACCUGCAAUGUGUCAAUGAUUGACAGGUGCUUGUAUAACUCUGAUGGGGACUUUCUCAUCGUCCCACAACAAGGAAAACUCUUAAUUCUGACUGAGUUUGGGAAGAUAUUGGUGGAACCAAAUGAGAUCUGUGUCCUUCAGCAAGGGAUGAGGUUCAGCGUUGAGGUCUUUGGUAACUCCAGAGGUUACAUCCUGGAAGUAUUUGGGGUCCACUUUGAGCUCCCUGACCUGGGACCAAUAGGAGCCAAUGGCCUGGCUAACCCCCGGGAUUUCCUGACCCCUGUGGCCUGGUAUGAAGACAGGACAGUGGCCGGUGGUUACACGGUGAUCAGCAAGUAUCAGGGGAAGCUCUUCUCUGCAAAACAGGACUUUUCACCAUUCAAUGUGGUUGCCUGGCAUGGGAACUAUGCCCCCUAUAAGUACAAUCUGGACAACUUCAUGGUCAUUAACUGCGUUGCGUUUGACCACGCGGACCCUUCCAUCUUCACUGUGCUGACUGCUAAAUCCCUCAGACCUGGGGUCGCUAUUGCAGAUUUUGUCAUUUUCCCGCCCCGCUGGGGGGUGGCUGACCGCACCUUCCGCCCUCCCUAUUACCACAGGAACUGCAUGAGCGAGUUCAUGGGUCUGAUCAAGGGUCACUAUGAAGCCAAAGAAGGAGGGUUCCAGCCCGGGGGAGGAAGCCUGCACAGUGCAAUGACCCCUCAUGGGCCGGACCUUGACUGCUUCGAGAAGGCGAGCACUGCCACGCUGGCGCCAGAACGGGUGGCGGAAGGAACAAUGGCCUUCAUGUUCGAGUCCUCCCUCAGCAUGGCUGUGACCCGGUGGGGACUGGAGACCUGCAGACGCCUGGACAAAGAAUACUACCGCUGCUGGGAGUCGCUGCGCAGCCACUUCACCCCCUCACAGCGCAGCAAGCCCUGAUCCCCCGCAGAGCGUUACGCCCAUCUAUACCACCAUCUGAGAUCACGGCGGCUCCUGUCACCUGUGUCAUCCACACAAUAAUAAAUCUGACAAGUGUUCAAAC
This is a messenger RNA of Bufo bufo (common toad), 1096 nucleotides long. RefSeq names its product homogentisate 1,2-dioxygenase (gene HGD). Gene Ontology annotation, cellular component: cytoplasm. Gene Ontology annotation, molecular function: homogentisate 1,2-dioxygenase activity. Gene Ontology annotation, biological process: L-phenylalanine catabolic process. Bases 1 to 993 code for a protein of 330 amino acids. NCBI's taxonomy places the organism in Eukaryota, Metazoa, Chordata, Amphibia, Anura, Bufonidae. The transcript is spliced from 10 exons. The record is from RefSeq and is a predicted model, not a curated record.